AAUUGAGCUGGUGACAAACUCAAUCUGUCGGAAACCUUGGCUACCUGGUGCCGCGUAGAGAGGAAACUUACGGCGGAUGCCCAUUUUACGCGCCUCCAGCUAGAGGGGCCUGGGCUACAAAUACACACACACACAACGCACAGCAGAGAAUCGGAGUUUUUAGUUUUGAUCUGAUAAACCACCAUGUCGUCCGGCUACCCAAACAACAACAACCGCUGGGGCCUCAAUUACAAUUCCCCCCCUCCACCUUCAACCCAAUCUUCUUCUUCCCCCUCAGCUCCAUACCAAUCCCACCCUCCUCCUCCUCAACACGCAUCCGCUCCCUACGCAACACCACCCAAUCAACCCCAACCCUCCCCCUACUCCUCCGCUCCCUACGCAUCUGCCCCUUACGCCUUCCCCCCCAACCACUCCCAAUCUUCCCAUUUCACAUCACCUCCUCCCUCCUAUACUCAACACGCAUCCGCUCCCUACGCAUCCCCCUAUCAUCAGGCCAGCCCUAAUAAAGACCAACACGCCUACGGGAGUCCGUUUGCAGCAGGGCUAGUGCCGUCGAGUUUUCCGCCGGGCACGGAUCCCAAUGUGAUCAGCUGUUUUCAGUUGGCGGAUAGGGAUGCCAGUGGGUUUAUUGAUGAUUUGGAGCUCCAGAAAGCCUUGACCACCUACCGGGAAAGCUUUAGCUUGAGGACUGUCCGGCUCCUCAUGUAUCACUUCACUAAUUCCAGCUCUCGAAGAAUCGGGCCCAAGGAAUUUACUGCUGUGUUUUACAGUCUUCAGAACUGGAGGGCGAUUUUUGAGAGAUUUGAUAGGGACCGGAGUGGGAAGAUAGAUGCUUCUGAGUUGAGAGAGGCGUUAUUGAGUCUUGGAUUUGCAGUGUCACCUGCGAUACUGGAUUUGUUGGUGUCCAAGUUUGACAGGACGGGUGGAAUGAACAAGGCUAUUGAAUAUGACAACUUCAUCGAGUGCUGCCUGACUGUGAAGGGACUUACAGAGAAGUUCAAGGAGAAAGAUACUGCUUAUGUGGGGUCAGCAACAUUCACUUACGAAGCUUUCAUGCUCACUGUUUUACCUUUCCUCAUUGCUUAGGAAGUUAUGUAGAGCUUUUUCUUGGUGUGGUAUGAUCUUAAAUGAUGCUUGGAUAGUGGUCGUAAUUAUCUGUUGGAUGUAAAAAAAUAUUAUGGCUGCUGCAACUGGUUAGUCUCAUUGCGUGUAUCACUUGAAUGUCCGUUUGUAAAUCACCCGACAGAGGAGAACCUAGACCUACUUGAUUAGCUGAACUGCUUCUCCUCCUUUGCCUCAUCUUAUAAAACCCUUGUGGAAAUUAGUUGGCUAGUUGAAUUUCUGGUAUGUGGAUUGACUAUGAUUUGUUAUUUGGCAAGUUUAGGCUUUGCUAUAAGUCGAUCACAUCUUUUAUCUUUGCUAGUA
Molecule: messenger RNA, 1425 nt
Organism: Daucus carota subsp. sativus
Lineage: Eukaryota; Viridiplantae; Streptophyta; Magnoliopsida; Apiales; Apiaceae
Product: calcium-binding protein CBP
Exons: 5
Coding region: 184-1086 (300 amino acids)
Molecular function (GO): calcium ion binding
Source: RefSeq, a predicted model, not a curated record